Pyricularia grisea is the source of this 1205-nucleotide messenger RNA. RefSeq lists its product as uncharacterized. The transcript has 7 exons. The record is from RefSeq and is a predicted model, not a curated record. NCBI's taxonomy places the organism in Eukaryota, Fungi, Ascomycota, Sordariomycetes, Magnaporthales, Pyriculariaceae. Bases 1 to 1059 code for a protein of 352 amino acids.
AUGUCUCCUCCGGGGCUUGAUCAAGUUAUUGCUUGGCACAUAUGCACCUACACGGCGUUCUGCUUCGUGGUAGCCCGCACCUCGAUCCGGCUCCAGCGAGUCAAAAACCUCCGGGCCGACGAUGGGUUCAUCAUACUGGCGUUGCUGUGUCUGGUCGGGGACCUGGUGAUACAACACUACAUGUGGACGCAGGGGCUUGCGGACCCGGCCAACUCGACCUUUGAGAACUUUGUCAACAUCAUGAAGAUGAUCGUGCCCGGGUCGACGCUCUACAUCACCUCGCUGUGGGCCAUCAAGGCAGCGCUGGUGCUGCUGUACAAGCGCAUAGCCGGGCCGAGGUCGAGCAUGCAGAUAGUCUGCAAUGUGGCCCUUGGGGUGCUGGCGGCUACUUGGCUGCUCAUCUUUUUUCACAUCAUGUUUCAGUGCUGGCCGCAUGAUAGGAGAUGGUCGGAGGAUCCGAAUUAUCAAUGCGAUCCUCAUAACUCUGAGAUCAACUACUGGAUCACGGUGAUAAUAAAUAUCACCACCGAUGUAGCCAUCAUCAGUCUACCCAUAUCAAUCGUGGCCGGCCUUCAAAUGAAGUUGAGGAAAAAGAUUGGAGUUGGAGCUAUAUUCAUGUUGGGAAUUUUCGUGAUUAUUGGCAGUAUCAUCCGAGCCUACUUUUCCAAGAGAAACGAAACCAUGCUCACAUGUACCGUGUCAAUGAUUGAGACCAUGAUUGCCAUCACUGCCGCCUGCCUACCUCCGCUUCUCAGCAUCCUCUCCCAAAAGCUUAGCACAAAAAAGACCGGCUACAGCCCGGAACAACACCAGAGCCACGAGCUCUCGUCGCGCCUGACAACUCACACCCAGCGCUCGGCCUACUCUACCACGCGUAUCGAGGCCACCACGCCCAAGUUUCUUCAGCAGCAAAAGAACAACCACCUCAAGGGUGGCGACUCGGAGGACGAGCUGGUCGGAGGCGUCGGGGCCCCGCACACAAGCUGGCUGUCGACCAAGGCCGAGCUCGGUGGGAUACAUGUCACCAAGACGGUCGAGACUUGGCGGGAUGGUCCCUGAUGUAACACUCUGAUGUAUAAGUGUUGGUAAAUUAUAUAGCUAUUAUUAAAUAAUAUUUAAGUAAAGUGGAGUGCCAAAAGUAUAAUUAUAAAACGUGUUACGAAAAUAUUAAUAUAAUUAGGUAAUUAAUCCAUUGGUAAAACCUG